AUGGGCGAACUUCUUCUUCGAGGGGUCACGAUGCUUGAUGCAUAUUGUCAGACCUGCAGCGGUAUUUUAAUGGAAGACCGUAGUGGAGUGCGCACAUGUGUCACCUGUGAACUAUUUGCUGAACGCACGAAGGAAGGAUCGCGAUUGGUUGCUGAGGUUCCACUGGAUACGACUGCGGAUGGAGUCACACCUGGAAACAGUGCACUGUCCGAAGAGCAACCAACUAUGCGGAACGUGGUCCGUGUGACAGACGUGGAUCGGAAAAACUGGGCCGAGAGAAUUCCUCCACUCGUUGGAUCGAAAGAAUCGACACCAUCUGCUCCAACCACGUCGGCUACAGCUGAAAGAGUGGGAAUGCAGGACACACCUUGCUGUUUUGAUGGGUGCAAUAGAGCACUACUCGCUAUCGACAGAAAACUCAAAUGGGCAAGCGAGAGAAUUGAUCGAAGUGAAAAUCCUUCUGAGAUUAGAGAGAUGUUUGCUCUGGUUAACGAAGGGUUGAAUAUCAUCAGGCAUGCAAAAUUUGAUCGUUAA
Messenger RNA from Ostertagia ostertagi, 534 nucleotides. The record is from the annotation of a GenBank genome assembly. NCBI's taxonomy places the organism in Eukaryota, Metazoa, Nematoda, Chromadorea, Rhabditida, Trichostrongylidae.